AAUAGCCCUGCAAAGUGCAUCAGGCGCCGCCGCUAGGUAGAUAACGUAAUGGAACCGUGUGCGUGUCUGGCGGGAAGGUAAACAAUUCCCAGCCCCGUUGUCGAUCGUUAGCAAAUUGAACCCGUGCGCGCCGUCGAGAGGGGGCAGAAAGGUCGCGGCUAGUGGUGGUGCGCUGUAAAUUAGUGCCGUACAAGGUGUCUGGGUGAUUUGAGGUCAAACCGUUUUCCCACCGCAGAGAGGUGAAACUAUAGUUCGUCGCUGGUGAAUGUCUGGUGAAGCGUCCGCGAGUGAGUGUUUGAUCGAAGUGUGCGACCGGUGGGCACUUUAGGGAGAAUCUACGAAGAAACACUAAGCUCCAGCUUUGGAGUGGUGUUACCAUGGCAGCCGCCGUUGUGGAGCAACCGCCACCGUCAGCGCUUGCCAGCGAUGUGAAGAUCGUGAAGGCGAAACCCGUCCGGAAGGUGUUUAAGGGCGCAUCGCGGGUUAUCAACAAAAUACCGCCCGAGCUGCUGAACGACCCGGACCUGAACGCGGCCAUCGGUGCUCUGCCCCCGAACUACAAUUUCGAAAUCCACAAAACGAUUUGGCGCGUCCGGGAGACGAAGGCGAAGCGGGUCGCGCUGCAGAUGCCCGAGGGGCUGCUGAUGUACUCCCUGGUGAUCAGUGAUCUGAUCGAGCGGUUCACCGAGGCCGAUACGAUCGUGAUGGGCGAUGUAACGUACGGGGCUUGCUGUGUGGACGACUUCACUGCCAAGGCACUGGGGGCCGAUCUUCUGGUCCACUACGGCCACAGCUGCCUGGUUCCAAUCGACCAGACCACCGGCAUCAAGGUUUUGUACGUGUUCGUGGACAUCAAGAUCGAUGCGCUACACUUUGUCGAGAGCGUCAAGCUGAACUUUCCCCGCGACCGGAAACUGGCGUUCGUCAGCACGAUCCAGUUCGUGGCCACACUGCACGCCGUGGCCAAAGAGCUGCGGGAGGCACAGUACGACGUGCUGAUACCACAAUCGAAACCACUAAGUCCGGGUGAAAUUUUAGGCUGCACGGCCCCACGGCUGGCGGGCGAGGGCGAUGAAGCACGAACGUUGAUCUACCUGGGUGACGGUCGAUUUCAUCUCGAGGCGGCCAUGAUAGCGAACCCGUCGCUCGAAGCGUACAAGUACGACCCGUACGAGAAGCGGUUCACCCGCGAGCUGUACGAUCACGAGACGAUGCGCCGCAACCGCAAGCAGGCGAUCGAUGCGGCACGCGAUGCGACUUGCUUCGGUCUGAUUCUCGGCACACUCGGUCGCCAAGGAUCGACGAAGGUGCUGGAGCACCUGGAGCAGCGCCUCAAGCAUCACAACCGCCGAUCGGUCGUUAUACUGCUGUCCGAGAUCUUCCCCUCCAAGCUGGCCCUCAUGGACGGUAUCGACGCGUUCGUUCAGGUUGCCUGCCCGCGACUGUCCAUCGAUUGGGGGACGGCCUUCCCGAAACCGCUGCUGACCCCGUACGAGCUGUCCGUCGUGCUCGGUGAUGCGGAGUGGAAGAUCCCCGAGUGCACCGCCGCCAAAGAGACGAAACCGAAGACACCGCCCCAUCUUGAGGUGGCCUAUCCGAUGGAUUUCUACGCCAACGCGAGUCUUGGCGAGUGGACGCCCAACUUCAAGAAGCUAGACAUUUGCGAAAACUCAACGGGCGGUUGCUGUGGCCGGUGCAAGGAGGAAAAGGAUAAAGAGGACAAGAGACAGCCAGAUGGCGAGGACGCCGCAGCAGAAGCCGCUCCGCCUGACAACGGUGUAGCCGGUUCAGACGGUGACGAGAAAGAUUAAAGCGCACGGAAAACGUGCGCCACGAUGUGAUGGUUCGUCGUUCCACGCGAUCGGCUCCAAACUGCCAAGGAAAAUUCAAAAGGACAAACCAUCCCCACAAAGCAACAGUAAGGCUGCGAAAGAGAACUGUAUAUAGCUGUCUAAA
Molecule: messenger RNA, 1956 nt
Organism: Anopheles bellator
Lineage: Eukaryota; Metazoa; Arthropoda; Insecta; Diptera; Culicidae
Gene: Dph1
Product: 2-(3-amino-3-carboxypropyl)histidine synthase subunit 1
Exons: 2
Coding region: 378-1811 (477 amino acids)
Biological process (GO): protein histidyl modification to diphthamide
Molecular function (GO): 2-(3-amino-3-carboxypropyl)histidine synthase activity
Source: RefSeq, a predicted model, not a curated record